AAUCGAAUAAGCCGACUCCCUCCCUCCUCGCUUCGGCCAUCUCCUCUCUCUCGCUCACUCUCCUCUCUCAAUCUCUCUCGUUUAAUCACCGAUUUCUUCAUCCAAUCUUCAAUCUCUCGUGGCUUUCUUUUUGAAGUUCAAUCUUCAAUCUAGAAAAUCAGCUUUUCUUCGAAAAUCUCCUGUUUUCCGUUCCAUGCUCUCUCCGGAGCUCUUUUCAUUUCGUCCGCUUUUGAAACCCUAACCCUAGAUUUCUCGCCCCCUAGCAUUUGUCAUCGCCGUAUGCGCGAGACCUGACACUAGCUGGCUUCGAAAUUUUCGCAUUUUCAACCUGAAGGUCGUCCAGAGCCUGUUUUGGAGCAAUGAUGCAGUGGCGUGAAACCUAACCCUAACUUCUGAAAUCCACACCGAGUGGUUUAAGAACCAAUAAACUCUCAAUGGCAGAACGUCGGAACGGAGGCACCCAACCUGCAAAUGGGAAAUCUGCUGGCACAAGUCCUGCAUAUGCUAUUGAUCUGAAUAAUUUCAGCAAACGCUUAAAGUCUUUAUAUUCACAUUGGAAUGGGAACAGGUCUGAUUUAUGGGGUGCUUCUGAUGUGCUUGCAAUAGCGACGCCUCCUGUUUCAGAUGAUCUGCGCUACCUAAAAUCCUCUGCGUUGAAUAUUUGGCUUCUUGGGUAUGAGUUCCCAGAGACAAUAAUGGUUUUUAUGAACAAGCAGAUUCAUUUUUUAUGUAGUCAGAAAAAGGCCUCUUUGCUUGAAGUCUUAAAAAAACCUGCUCUAGAGGCCGUGGGUGCAGAGGUCAUUAUGCAUGUGAAGGCUAAGACUGUUGAUGGAACUACUGAAAUGGAUGCUAUAUUCCGCUCUAUUCGUGCUCUGGCAAAGUCAGAUGGUCUUGAUACCCCUGUUGUUGGACACAUAAUUAGAGAGGCUCCAGAAGGGAAUCUUUUGGAGACAUGGGCUGAGAGACUGAAGAGUUCAAAUUUCCAGCUUGCUGAUAUAACAAAUGGUUUGUCCGACCUGUUUGCUGCCAAGGACAGUAGUGAGCUUACAAAUGUGAAGAAAGCUGCAUUCUUAACUGGUUCUGUGAUGAAAAAUUUUGUGGUUCCUAGGCUUGAGAAUGUUAUUGAUGAAGAAAAGAAAGUCACCCAUUCUUCUUUAAUGGAUGACACAGAGAAGGCCAUAUUGGAGCCAACCAAAGUUAAGGUGAAACUGAAGGCAGAAAAUGUUGAUAUCUGUUACCCUCCAAUCUUUCAAAGUGGAGGUACUUUUGAUCUCAGGCCUAGUGCUUCCAGCAAUGAUGAGCAUCUGUACUAUGAUUCUGCUAGUGUGAUAUUAUGUGCAAUUGGUUCCAGAUAUAACAGCUACUGCUCCAAUCUUGCCAGGACUUUCCUAAUUGAUGCCACUACGGUUCAGAGCAAGGCUUAUGAGGUUUUACUCCAGGCACAUGAAGCAGCAAUUAGUGCUUUGAGGCCUGGUAGGAAGGCCAGUGAUGUGUAUCAAGCAGCCCUUUCUGUAGUUGAGAAGGAUGCUCCUGAAUUCGUGGCUAACUUGACAAAAUCUGCUGGGACAGGCAUUGGUCUUGAGUUCCGUGAGUCGGGGUUGAAUCUUAAUGCCAAGAAUGAUCGAGUGUUGAAAGCAGGCAUGGUUUUUAAUGUUUCGUUGGGUUUCCAGAACUUGCAGGCCCAAACCAGUAGUUCAAAAAGCAAGAAUUUUUCUCUGUUGUUAGCGGACACUGUUAUUGUUGGUGAAAAGCCUGAAGUGGUGACUUCAAUGAGCACUAAGGAUGUGAAAGACGUGGCUUACUCAUUUAAUGAGGAUGAAGAAGAGGAGGAAGAGCCAAAAGUGAAGGCCGAGGCCAAUGGCGCAGGAGCUUUUCAAUCUAAGGCAACACUCAGGUCAGACAACCAGGAGAUAUCAAAAGAGGAGCUCCGUAGGCAGCACCAGGCAGAACUUGCUCGCCAGAAGAAUGAAGAAACUGCUCGGCGACUUGCUGGUGAGGGGUCUGGAGCGGGUGACAAUCGUGCUGCUGUGAAGACUUCAAGUGAUCUUGUCGCCUAUAAGAGUGUCAAUGAUCUGCCCCCUCCCAGAGGUCUUAUGAUUCAAAUCGAUCAGAAAAAUGAGGCCAUCCUUCUGCCAAUUUAUGGGAGCAUGGUACCUUUCCAUGUUGCUACUGUUAGGACUGUCUCGAGCCAGCAGGAUACCAAUCGAAAUUGCUAUAUCAGAAUAAUCUUCAAUGUUCCUGGGACCCCCUUUAAUCCUCACGAUGCCAACUCUUUGAAGUAUCAGGGGUCUAUUUAUCUGAAGGAGGUAUCUUUCCGUUCCAAAGAUCCCAGGCACAUAAGUGAAGUAGUUCAACUCAUUAAGACACUCCGUCGAAAUGUUAUGGCGAGGGAGUCAGAGAGAGCAGAGAGGGCAACUUUGGUUACCCAAGAGAAACUUCAACUUGCAGGGGCCAAAUUCAAGCCAUUAAGGUUGCCUGACCUUUGGAUCCGUCCUGCUUUUGGUGGCCGUGGAAGGAAGCUGCCUGGUACACUAGAAGCUCACAUAAAUGGGUUUAGGUAUUCUACCAAUAGACAGGAGGAGCGUGUGGACGUUAUGUAUGGGAACAUCAAGCAUGCAUUUUUCCAGCCUGCAGAGAAGGAGAUGAUAACUCUUCUCCACUUCCAUCUGCACAAUCACAUAAUGGUUGGAAAUAAGAAAACCAAGGACAUUCAGUUCUAUGUUGAGGUUAUGGAUGUGGUCCAGACAUUAGGAGGUGGAAAGAGAUCCGCCUAUGAUCCGGAUGAGAUUGAAGAAGAACAAAGGGAGAGGGACAGGAAGAAUAAAAUCAACAUGGAUUUUCAGAACUUUGUGAAUCGAGUGAAUGAUCUCUGGGGGCAAAACCAAUUCAAAGGACUUGACCUCGAGUUUGAUCAGCCUUUGAGAGAGCUUGGUUUUCAUGGGGUCCCCUAUAAAGCCUCCGCAUUCAUUGUCCCAACUUCCAGUUGCCUGGUUGAGCUGGUAGAGACCCCUUUCCUAGUGAUUACUCUAAGUGAGAUUGAGAUUGUAAACCUUGAGAGAGUUGGCCUUGGACAGAAGAACUUUGACAUGACUAUUGUGUUCAAAGACUUCAAGCGGGAUGUGUUUCGGAUCGAUUCGAUCCCUUCCACGGCCCUUGAUGGGAUAAAGGAAUGGCUCGACACAACAGACAUCAAGUACUAUGAGAGCAGGCUUAAUCUCAAUUGGCGGCAGAUACUCAAGACAAUUACUGAUGACCCGCAGAGCUUCAUAGAUGAUGGGGGGUGGGAGUUUUUGAACAUGGAUGCUUCUGAUUCAGACUCAGACAACACAGAGGAUUCGGAUCAGGGUUACGAGCCUUCGGAUGUGCAGUCGGAGUCGGAGUCUGAAGAUGAUGCCUCCGACAGUGAAUCACUGGUGGAGUCUGAAGAUGAGGAGGAGGAGGUUUCUGAGGAAGACUCAGAGGAAGAGAAAGGGAAGACAUGGGAAGAGCUGGAGAGGGAAGCAAGCAAUGCGGACAGGGAAAAAGGAGCUGAGUCGGAUAGUGAGGAGGAGAGGAACAGAAGGAAGAAAGCUUAUGGGAAGGGGCGAGGUCCUCCUAGCAGCAGCAGCAGGGGCAGCAGCCUCCCAAAGCGGCCAAAGUUUAGGUAGAGAUUGCUGGUUUUUGGUUAGAAUAUGUUUCUGUGGGGUAGCAUUUUACCACAACAUCUGCUGUGGUUGCAAUAGUUGACUUAGGUAUGAUGGAUGAACUGUUUGUUUUUCUAUUGAAAAGUUAAAAAAAAUGGUGGCCUCUCUUUGUCCAGGAUUUUGGGCAGAGCGAAGGAGAGCUCCUUUAGAUGAUAUGGUAAUUUCUCUUGUAAAUGGUAGUGUACUAAUUUUGUGAAAGAAUUUUUUUUUUUUUGGGUUGUU
Malania oleifera is the source of this 3905-nucleotide messenger RNA. Its product is annotated as FACT complex subunit SPT16-like. Gene Ontology annotation, biological process: transcription elongation by RNA polymerase II; positive regulation of transcription elongation by RNA polymerase II. The record is from RefSeq and is a predicted model, not a curated record. Gene Ontology annotation, cellular component: FACT complex. Gene Ontology annotation, molecular function: nucleosome binding. Lineage: Eukaryota; Viridiplantae; Streptophyta; Magnoliopsida; Santalales; Ximeniaceae. The coding region runs from base 435 to 3647 and encodes 1070 amino acids. The transcript has 3 exons.